CAGGAGUCCAGCUCUUUGCUUUUUGGUCCGCUCUUUGAAUGAGUCUUCCCGCGUACGCCUUCGUGGAAGCUGUAUAGACUUUUUUUCGUGUGUCCGAAGAAGAACUUUUCGACGCGGACGAUACCUACUCUAAGUGAAUUUUCGGCUUAAUUUUUUUGUGAAAAGGGUUACUUUAAGUUUUUUUUGGAAUGGAGUUAAUUUUUUGGCGCCGUAAUCGGUCGCCUCUUCUACUAGCAGUUAUUUUUAUCACAUUUUUUCACAGCGUCCUCAGUAGGCAUCGAAUCAGACAUUACAAAGACAGAUUCAAACGACAGCAAGGCGCACAUUUGUAUCUUCCGGAAAGUUACGUGACUGAAGGAGGCGAAGAACCUGACCGAGGACCUUGGGCGGAUUGGUCGGAACCGAGUCCUUGUUCCAGAACUUGCGGCGGAGGAGUUAGUACCCAGUACAGACAAUGUCAAGAGGGGUACAAUUGUGAGGGACCUGAUCGGAGGCACUUUUCUUGUAAUACACAGGAUUGUCCAGACACUGGAGACUUUCGAGCACAGCAAUGUUCCCAAUACGACGAAGUCCCAUUUGAAAAUGUCCAUUAUCAAUGGGUCCCAUAUACUAAAGGUCCAAACCCUUGCGAGCUGAAUUGUAUGCCCAAAGGGCAAAGGUUCUAUUACAGACACGCUCCAACGGUUAUAGACGGUACAAGAUGCAAUGAUGAAACUUUAGACGUUUGCGUUAAUGGACAAUGCCAGCCAGUAGGAUGCGACAUGAUGCUUGGAUCAAAUCUCAAAGAAGAUGACUGUAGAAUUUGCGGAGGAGAUGGUAGCACUUGCAAUACUAUUACCAAUACUUUAGAGUUGAAUGACAUGCAAGUUGGAUAUAAUGAUAUUUUGCUUAUACCUGGAGGAGCUACUAAUAUUGUUGUAGAAGAAGUCUCACCAUCAAACAACUAUUUAGCUGUACGGAACACUUCCGGUCAUUAUUACUUAAACGGCAAUUGGCGCAUAGAUUUUCCUCGGACAGUCGAAUUUGCUGGAAGCAAGUUCCACUACGAAAGAUACCCGCAAGGUUUUGCUGCACCGGAUAAGGUUUUCACUCUCGGACCAAUCGAAGAACCACUUUUUAUUGUGCUUUUGUACCAAGACGCUACAGUUCCAGUCAAAUACAAAUACAGUUUGCCAACAAACGUGCAACCUGGUUCCGAUUAUGAAACUUAUGCCUGGACUUUUGAUGAGUAUACUACUUGUACUGCUACAUGUGGAGGAGGUAUCCAACACAGAAACGUCUCAUGUGCCGGUAGAAAAACCUUAGAACCGGUAGACGAAACGUUGUGCGACGCUUCUAGAAGACCGGAAACUUCGAGAAAAUGCAACGAAGUCGCCUGCGAAGCGCAGUGGGUGCCGCAUCCUUGGGAACCUUGCUCGGUACCUUGCGGCGAAGACGGUGGCACCCAAAACCGAGACGUUUCUUGUCAGCAAAUCGUGUCCAAUGGAUAUCCGACUUUGGCUGAUGAAUCAGAGUGUCGGGGACCCAAACCCCCUACUCAGCAAAAGUGUAAUCAAGGAGUAACUUGUGCUCAAUGGCAUACUGAUCCUUGGAAACCGUGCGAUCACUUGUGCGGCGAAGGAAAACAAACAAGACAAGUCAAAUGUUUCAUUAAAGAUGCAAAUAAUAAAAUCCAAAUCCUAGAAGAUGUUCAGUGUGAAGUUAUUGAGCCAAAACCAAUAGAAGAGCAAACUUGCCUGAUAAGGCCUUGUGAAGGUGUUGACUGGAUUACAUCAGAAUGGAGUGGAUGUGACUCUAUAUGUGGCCUCACCAACGAAACAAGAAAAAUCUUUUGCGCAACAGCCAGUGGGCAAAUUCACAGUGACGAAUUAUGCGAUGACAGUCAAAAACCUGAAGUAGUACGAAAAUGUCAGGAAAAUAAAAAUGAAUCUUGCAACUUUUUGUGGUAUGCUUCUCAAUGGAGCGAGUGUUCUGCAAAAUGUGGCAAAGGUAUCCAAACUAGAACCUUGUUUUGUGGUCUUUCCACUUCCGAAGGAGUUAAAAAGGUUGACAAUGAAAAAUGUGAUCAAUCCAAGACGUUUGAGGUGCUUAAAAAUUGUACCGGGACUGAAGAAUGUGAUGGUGAAUGGUUUAGUGGGCCUUGGGGAGAGUGCUCGAAACCAUGCGGAGGCGGUGAAAAAACCAAAAAAGUCGUUUGCAUCAAAGGAAAUGAAGUCGUGGAUGUUUCCCAUUGUGACGGUGACAAAAUUAUAUUCUCCCAGGAGGAUUGUAAUGAGGAACCUUGUACUGAAGAUGCCGAACUACCAGUUGAUAAAGACAAAUCUACACCAUUACAAGAACCAACUACUACUGAACAAGUUGUCACAACUGAAACUGAAACUUUGGAAUCUGCAGAGUCUACUGUUGGCAGUAGCAUUAUCACUGACAAGGAAGGAGCAACUGAUUUGACAGCCUCAGAUAUAUCAGAAAUAACCAAAAGUAUUGACUUUACAACUGAACCCCAAGCUACCGAGUCUGAUAAAACUAUAGAUGAUAAUGAUUAUGAAAUCGUUCCAGCUGAUACCUGCGAUGAUGGAGAAUGGGUAGAUGUAAAUGUAGUUGGAGUGGAAAUGCCUAAAGAAACUGAAGCAAUGAGCGAGAUUACAGAAGAAUCUCCAACUGGAACUACAGAGGCAUUAGAAUCUUCUUAUUCCAUAUAUGAUACAAUGAUGAGUGAUGGUACUACAAUACAAGAAACACCAAUAACUGGCUCAGGAGAUGGUCAAACUUCAACUGUAGAAGAAGGUUCUGGUACUGAACCGUCAUCAAUUGUUACAACUGAUGAAGAAGGCAGCUCAGUUUCAUACAUCAGUUCAUCUGAAAUUAGUACAAUGGCAUCAGAAUCGAUGGCCACAACCAUUAUUUCUGAUUUAUCAAGUCUUAGUACGACUGAAGGAGAAACUACCACAACCGAAAUUUCUGGUUCAACUGAAGCAUCUGCUUCUACAACUGAAGUAUCUGGUUCAACAAUUGAAGUAUCUGGUUCAACAAUUGAAGUAUCUGGUUCAACAAUUGAAGUAUCUGGUUCAACAACUGAAGUAUCUGGUUCAACAACUGAAGUAUCUGGUUCAACAACUGAAGUAUCUGGUUCUACUACAGAAGGUGGCAGCUCUUCAACAGAAUUUGAAUCUACAACUGAUAGUAGUUCUACAACAGACUCAUCAGAAACUACUUCAUCAGAAUUGAGCAGUAUUACUGAAACAAUCACCACGGAAACUUCAACAUCUGACACUACAGAAACUUUAGAAAGCAGUGAAUCCUCUUCAUCAACUGAAACUACAGAAAACACUGAAACUUCUGAGAGUUCAAGUACUGUUGAAGUUGAAACUACAACUGAGCUUAGUAAAAGUAGUGAAACUCCAAGUAUAAAAGAAGAGCCUGGUGCGGAAGCAGCCACUCCACCUCCGAGAGCGCUUGCUGCAGAUGAAACUACAACUAGUAAAGGUUCCACUGAAUCUACAAGUGAAGGUACCACCGAAUUUACUACAAGUGAAUCGACAAGUGUCUCUAGUUUAUCAGAAUCAACAGAGGAAAGUUCAAUAUCAACUAGUGAAGGAUCUACAGAAAUUACUAGUGAAGGAUCUACAGAAAGUACUAGUGAAGGAUCUACAGAAACUACCAGUGAAGAAUCUACAGAAAUUACCAGUGAAUCUACAUUUAUGUCAACAGAAUCAAGUGAAUCAUCUACAACAGAAAUUAGUGGUUCUACGACUGAAUUUACUGAGUCUACUGGAAGUACCGAAUUCGACAUUUUCUCGUCCACAACCGAAAUCGAUGAAUCAACAACAUCUUGGCCAACCUCCCACAUAACCGACAUCUUCAAAAAGCAACAAAAAAUGUGCAAAAGAAAGAAAAUCCUCCAAUGCAAAAAGACACAAUACGGUUGUUGUUGGGACAACAUUCACGCAGCCAAAGGUCCAUUCGAUAAAGGUUGUCCAACUCCAAAAACUUGCAAGGAAUCCACAUUUGGUUGCUGUCCAGAUGGUGUGUCGGCAGCUUUGGGACCCAAAAACCGAGGUUGUCCGUCCAGCCAAUGCAACGAAACGCUGUUCGGAUGUUGCUGGGAUAAGAAAACCCCCGCUCAAGGGAAUGAUGAAGAAGGUUGUCCACCCAAACCACCAGCUUGCCUCGAUUCUAAAUGGGGAUGUUGUAAGGACAAUACUACAGAAGCUCAAGGUCCUAAACAAAAAGGCUGCGAGCCAGAAGAAGAAGGAACUACAGAGCCUUCAAUUGAAUCGACAACUGUGUCAUUUGAGGAUUGCAAAGAAAGUGAUUAUGGAUGUUGUCCUGAUGGAUCUACAGCUCAAGGUCCGCAAUAUCAAGGCUGCAACAUGCCAUGCUCAAACAGUCCUUAUGGUUGCUGUCCAGACAAGGAAACUCCAGCCCACGGCUACAAAGGAGAAGGCUGCUGCCUCAAAUCGGCCUUCGGCUGUUGUCCAGACGAUAUUACACCUGCAAGAGGACCCAACGGAGACGGAUGCGAUUGUCAAUACUCACCCUAUGGGUGUUGUCCUGAUAAAAUUACACCAGCAGAAGGCUACAACAAUGAAGGAUGCGGCUGCAAAUACAGCCAAUUUGGCUGUUGUCCUGAUGACUCUACACCGGCUUCUGGGCCAGAUUACCAAGGAUGUCUUUGUCAUACUUACCAGUUUGGUUGUUGUCCUGAUGGUAUUGCUAUUGCACAAGGACCACAUCAACAAGGUUGUGACUGUAGGCAAAGUGAAUUUGGUUGUUGCGGUGAUGACAAAACUACAGCCAGAGGACCAGAUCAACAAGGUUGCACUUGCGAUCUUAGCAAAUACGGUUGUUGUUUGGAUGGUGUUACUGAAGCUAAAGGAGACAACUUUGAAGGUUGUGAAGAGCUUCUUGUAGAUCACCAAGAAUCAUGUUCGUUACCUAAAGAUCGCGGUCCAUGCAGAAACUACACGGUAAAAUGGUUCUUUGACAUGUCCUAUGGUGGUUGUUCAAGGUUUUGGUAUGGUGGAUGUGAUGGAAAUGAUAACAGAUUUAGAAGCAAAGAGGAAUGUGAAGGAGUUUGCGUUAAGCCACAAGGAAUUGAAAGAUGUAAUUUGCCCAGAGUUAAUGGUUCUUGCGACGGGUACUUUUUGCAAUGGUACUUUGACAAACAAGCUAAACAAUGUUCUCAGUUUAUUUAUGGUGGAUGUCUUGGUAAUAAUAACAAGUUUGAGACUAGAGAGGAAUGCAGCGAUCUUUGUGCUAAAGAUACUAAUGCUGAUCCGUGUGAACAAUCUAAAGCAGAAGGUCCUUGCCGUGGACAACACAGAAAAUACUUUUACGAUAAAAUAUCGGGACAAUGUCAAGAGUUUUACUAUGGUGGUUGUAGAGGUAACAAUAAUAAUUUUGCCACUUUGGAGGCUUGCAAUCAAAGGUGUGCGACUCCUGGUAAAAAGAGAAAUUAUUGCACGAUUCCAAAGGCUGAGGGUAAUUGCACGUCACAGGAAGCCAAAUGGUACUACGGAGCACAACAUCAACGUUGCUUGCCUUUCUAUUAUACCGGUUGUAAUGGGAAUCAAAAUAGUUUUUACAGUAAAGAUGCAUGCAAGAAAGAUUGCCCUAAUGAAGUUGCUAAAGACACUUGUCAUUUACCUGCCGACAUUGGUGAAUGCGGCAACUACGUCACUAGAUGGUACUGGGACACCAGAUACAAAAAAUGCAACCAAUUCUACUUCGGAGGAUGCGGUGGCAACGGCAAUAAUUAUCAAUCGCAACAAGAAUGCGAACAAUCUUGUAACAGGCCCGAACCAGAACCACCAGUUACACCUCCAGCACCUGAACCACAACAACGACAAACUCAGAGGCCUUUACCAACACCUCAAGUUCCUAGUCCGACUGCCAGGCAGCCAACUCUAGAAGAAAUUUGUUCGAUGUCGCCCGAUCCAGGCCCGUGCAACGACCAUUCAAAUCACUAUUAUUACGAUGGUGUUGAGGGUAUUUGCAAAAACUUUACUUAUGGAGGUUGUGGCGGCAACUAUAACAACUUUGAAACCGAAGAUGUUUGUUUGCAAUAUUGUGGUUCAACUAGGGUAGUGCCACAACAAUCUUACAUUACUAGAGGACCACCAACUUAUGAUACUCAAUGUUAUGAAGAUGCUGAUCCUGGUAAUUGUACUGAACAGUAUCAAGCGUUUUACUAUGAUAUUCGUGGAGGAGGUUGCAAGCCUUUUGCCUACACUGGAUGUGGAGGAAAUAGGAAUAGGUUCUAUAGUGAAGAGGAUUGUCAUAGACAGUGUGGAGAUUAUAGAGGACAAGAUAUAUGUAAUCUGGAUCAAGAUACUGGCCCAUGUAGAGCAAGUGUUAGCAAAUAUUACUACGACAGAUAUUCGCGCGAAUGCAAGCAAUUCACUUAUGGAGGUUGUCUAGGAAAUGGCAACAGAUUUACUUCCCCUGAGGAAUGUGCCCAUUACUGUAAACCCCCUGAGGAACCAAAGCCUACUUUAACUGCCGCAGAAGUCUGCCAACUGUCAGCCGAUCAAGGCUCUUGCCUAGAAAGCAAUUUGAAGCGUUGGUACUUCGAUAACACCCAAGGCGAAUGUAAAGCUUUUAUAUUUAGCGGCUGCGGUGGUAAUUUGAACAACUUUAAAACUUUCCAGUCGUGUCUCGACUAUUGUAAAGAUUUCUUACCGUACACUGAAUCUUCUGUUGUUGUACCGGAAAUCGGACGAGAAUGCCAAGUGAAAUUUGAAGAGUGCACUAAUCUGAGAUGUCCUUAUGGUAUUGAAGCUUACGUAGACGAAAACGAUUGUAAUGGCUGUAGAUGCAGGGAUCCUUGCAAAGACUUCGAGUGUCCAGAAGGCACGCAGUGCGGUAUCGAUUUGAACAGGAACAAAACGUCACCGCUCGAUGCUGACUUUGUUGCUAUUUGCAGAGAAAGCAACAAAACUGGUCAUUGUCCCUACCCAACAACCGAAGACACCAAUUGCGACAUCGAAUGUAGAACGGACGCCGAUUGUACUUUACAUCUCAAAUGCUGCGCCACAAGUUGCGGUACUGCCUGCGUAGAACCCGAAAAACCACUAGAACUAGUUACACAAACCAGUCAACCUGGUUACACUUCGGCGCCACAAGUCGAUAUUUAUUAUCCACCAAAGAUUGAUGUAGAAAUUUACGAACCUGAAGUGUCAGCUAUGUUAGGGGAUCAAGCUAUUCUCAAUUGCGCUGUGAGUGGAAAUCCUAAUCCGAAAAUUGUUUGGAGCAAAGACAACAUGAUGAUUGACGGUACCCAACCGAGAUACAGGAUCAGAUUGGAUCAGACACUUCAAAUAAUUACCCUGCACAAAACUGAUUCGGGAGUCUACCUUUGUACUGCUGACAAUGCUAUUGGGGCUCCUAUACAAAAUCAAAUCAAGCUUGAAGUGCAAGAUUCAACCAUCGAUCGUCCAGUAACAAUUCUAAACGGACAAGAUCCUGAACUUCUAAUCAGCAAUAUUGUAACAUCAUUUAACUCGCCUGCGACACUGUAUUGUUACGCUUUGGGCUGGCCAAUGCCAGCCGUAACCUGGUGGAAAGAAGACGAACUAAUCCCGUUGAAAAAUCGCGAAUUCGAAGUCACCAAAGACUAUUCCCUAUUGGUCCAUUCAGUGCAAUUGCGCAACUUGGGAGUGUACACUUGCCAAGCGUACAACGGCAAAGGCAAAGCGGCCAGUUGGUCUGUCACGGUGCGCGCGCAAGGGCCGUACUACAGUACAAAUCCGGCUGACGUUAAAUACAUGCAGUACGUUGUGAAUCCGCCUGAAGCAGCAGUCACGUCUUCCAUUGUGUAUCCUCCUGUUCAAAGACCCACUCCUCAGCCUUAUAUACCUCCGCAAUAUUCCACUGAGCCUAGUCCGGAUUUGGUGGAUCCUAACGAGAUUUUCCCGCAUUUGGUGCCUGAAGCUGAAGGACACGUACCUGAUUCGGUGUAUAUUGUCCCAGUCCGAGCAAAUAUAACAACAAACGAACAAAACUACCCUACAGGAAGUAAUGUAGAAAUUCAUUGUGAAGUGUACGGUUACCCACAACCACAAGUGCAAUGGUACAAAGACGGAAUAGCCUUGGAACCAAACGACAAAAUAUCUGAAUCAGACACUCAUACAUUGACAAUUAAAUCUGCGGAAAAAUCAGAUUCUGGCAGGUACCAGUGCGAAGCAACCAAUCAAUACUCAAAAGCAGCAACUUCAAUAGAAAUCCUAAUAGAAGGAAUGUACAUUCAUCCAAGUUGUACAGACAAUCAAUUCUUUGCCAACUGCAAGCUGAUAGUGAAAGCGCAAUUUUGCAAUCACAAGUACUACGCGAAAUUCUGUUGCAGAUCGUGUACGGAAGCCGGACAAUUGUUGUCCACCAGUAAACAAAAUGCCAUAGAUACCAAUAGUAUUUGAAUUUUCAAUUUGGUCAUUGAGAAUUUCUUGUAGAUAAUUUGUAACUCUAAAUUUGUGCAAUUGCUAUGUCGUGUAAAUAUUAUUUCUUUUUAAAUGUUAAUAAUUUAUGAAAUUAAUUAAUUAUGUAAAAAACAAUGUGUUCAAUUAAUUGUAAAAUGCUGGAAAAUAUAAAAACUUUUAUUGAAGUAAAAAAACUUCAUUUUUAGCCUCACCCUUUCGUUAGCAUAGUGAAGGUCAAAAUAAUCCCAGAGAGAAACUUCUUCCCCCUGUAUCUUUAAUAGUUUCGGAAAUCCCUAUGUAUGAAUCUACUUCAAGCAGGGUGGGCAACAAUCUGGCCUAUUGUAUAAUACUGGAUAGGCAAUUGAAUUUUGAACACUUCUGAACUUUCAACAUUUUAGAAAGCUUUUUUCUUCUCUUUUGAAUAUUUUAAUAGGAUUUUUCUGUGUUAAUUUUUAUAUGGAAAUACCCAUCAAAGUAGAGAAAAUUGUUUGGCAACCCUGACUUCAAGUUAUUCCAAACACCCUGUAUAAUAUGCAAAAAAAAAUACAUAUCUAGAAGCUUUUAAUCAUGAGACUCAAAUUACAGUGUUCCAGUGUUACAGUUACAAUGCAAAUAAACACUGUCCUUUACAAGAGUCUAAAAAAAAACACACAAAUAUAAAUUAUUAUAUUAUUGUCAAAAAUGCAAAUUCUUACUUGUGCUUCUUGUACAGUAUUUGCCCAAUCCUCUUUAGCCAUCCUAGGUACCAGAGCCAACAGUAUUUGUAAGACUUUUUUGACAUUUUGUUGAAAAAUCUCCAGAACGUAUUUGUGAGAUACUUUAUUGCCAGUGUCCCUCCAGCAGUCAUAAUCUGUGGCCAUGCCUAUAACUGCAUAGCAUAGACCAGCUUCUUUAGCUAAAACUGCC
Messenger RNA from Ceutorhynchus assimilis (cabbage seed weevil), 9320 nucleotides. Lineage: Eukaryota; Metazoa; Arthropoda; Insecta; Coleoptera; Curculionidae. The record is from the annotation of a GenBank genome assembly.